GGAGGGGUAGUGGAGAGAGAGGGAACGAAAGGGAGGGAGAAAAAGAGAGAGACAGAAAGAGACUGACUGUAUCUGGGGAUUCUGGCAAGGUGAAGAGCUGGUCUGUUUGGCAGGACCUUCCCAUCUGGGAUCCAUCUGUGUUUCCCUGGAAUGGGACAGGCAGCUCUAGUCAGUGAGAAAUCGCAGAUGUGAGAGAGCUGACACAUGUCCAGCUAAUGAAAGAAGGAGGAAGGCUGGUCUCAGAUUGAGCUUUGAAGAUUAGGAGGAGAAAAAGAAGUGCUUUUUAAUAUCUAUUUCAAAUAAAUUUUGGUAUAUUGAGAAUCUGGAUUGUUAUAAUUUGGUCAUUUGGGUUGGUUCUGAGAAAAGAGUACCAGCAAUGCCUGGAUCACCUGUGGAAGUGAAGAUACAGUCAAGAUCCUCACCUCCCACCAUGCCACCUCUCCCACCCAUAAAUCCUGGAGGACCGAGGCCAGUGUCAUUUACUCCAACAGCAUUAAGCAAUGGAAUCAACCAUUCUCCUCCUACCCUGAAUGGUGCCCCAUCACCACCACAAAGGUUCAGCAAUGGUCCUGCUUCUUCCACAUCAUCUGCGCUAACAAAUCAGCAAUUGCCAGCCACUUGUGGUGCUCGGCAGCUCAGCAAAUUGAAGCGCUUUCUGACCACUCUCCAACAGUUUGGCAAUGACAUCUCACCUGAGAUUGGGGAAAAAGUGCGGACUCUUGUUCUGGCGCUAGUGAACUCCACAGUGACAAUUGAAGAAUUCCAUUGUAAGCUUCAAGAGGCCACAAACUUUCCUCUUCGUCCUUUUGUGAUUCCAUUCCUCAAGGCCAACCUGCCCCUGCUGCAGCGAGAACUGCUGCACUGUGCUCGGGCUGCCAAGCAAACCCCAUCUCAGUACCUGGCUCAGCACGAACACCUUCUGCUCAACACAAGUAUAGCAUCACCUGCUGACUCUUCCGAGCUGCUCAUGGAGGUGCAUGGAAACGGGAAGAGGCCCAGUCCCGAGAGGAGAGAAGAGAAUAGUUUUGAAAGAGAUACUAUUCCUCCUGAGCCUCCUGCCAAGAGAGUUUGUACCAUCAGCCCUGCUCCCAGACACAGUCCUGCUCUCACUGUGCCCCUCAUGAAUCCUGGAGGCCAAUUCCAUCCCACUCCUCCACCUCUUCAGCACUACACCUUAGAAGAUAUUGCGACCUCCCACCUGUAUCGCGAACCUAACAAGAUGCUAGAACAUCGAGAAGUUCGUGAGAGACAUCACAACCUUAGUCUAAAUGGAGGCUAUCAAGAUGAGUUAGUAGAUCAUCGUUUGACAGAAAGGGAAUGGGCUGAUGAAUGGAAACAUCUUGAUCAUGCCCUGAAUUGCAUUAUGGAAAUGGUAGAGAAAACGAGACGUUCCAUGGCAGUUCUACGCCGCUGUCAAGAAUCUGAUCGUGAAGAACUCAACUACUGGAAAAGGCGAUAUAAUGAAAAUUCGGAGAUGAGAAAAACAGGAAGCGAGUUGGUCUCCAGGCAGCAUAGCCCUGGGAGCGCAGACUCUCUCAGCAAUGAUUCACAGCGGGAAUUUAAUAGUAGGCCGGGAACAGGAUAUGUACCUGUGGAGUUUUGGAAAAAAACUGAAGAAGCUGUGAAUAAGGUGAAAAUCCAGGCCAUGUCAGAAGUUCAGAAAGCUGUGGCUGAGGCAGAACAGAAAGCCUUUGAAGUGAUUGCCACAGAAAGAGCACGAAUGGAGCAGACCAUCGCGGAUGUCAAACGGCAGGCUGCUGAGGAUGCCUUCCUGGUCAUCAACGAGCAAGAGGAGUCAACGGAGAACUGCUGGAACUGUGGCCGCAAAGCCAGCGAGACGUGCAGUGGCUGCAACAUUGCGCGGUACUGUGGCUCUUUCUGUCAGCACAAGGACUGGGAGCGACACCAUCGCCUCUGUGGUCAGAACCUGCAUGGCCAGAGUCCACACAGCCAGAGCCGGCCACUGCUUCCUGGAGGGAGGGGCUCCUCAGCCAGGUCAGCUGACUGCAGCGUGCCAAGCCCAGCACUGGAUAAGACUUCGGCAACCACCUCACGCUCCUCAACUCCUGCCUCCGUGACAGCCAUCGAUACCAAUGGGCUCUGA
Molecule: messenger RNA, 2104 nt
Organism: Elephantulus edwardii (Cape elephant shrew)
Lineage: Eukaryota; Metazoa; Chordata; Mammalia; Macroscelidea; Macroscelididae
Gene: CBFA2T2
Product: core-binding factor, runt domain, alpha subunit 2; translocated to, 2
Exons: 11
Coding region: 377-2104 (575 amino acids)
Biological process (GO): DNA-templated transcription; negative regulation of DNA-templated transcription
Cellular component (GO): nucleus
Molecular function (GO): transcription corepressor activity
Source: RefSeq, a predicted model, not a curated record